Gilbertella persicaria is the source of this 351-nucleotide messenger RNA. RefSeq lists its product as uncharacterized. The transcript has 2 exons. NCBI's taxonomy places the organism in Eukaryota, Fungi, Mucoromycota, Mucoromycetes, Mucorales, Choanephoraceae. The record is from RefSeq and is a predicted model, not a curated record. The coding region runs from base 18 to 332 and encodes 104 amino acids.
CUUUUUUUUUUUCUACAAUGGAUGAUACACUUGAACAAGUUCGUGCCAAAUGCGCACUUCAACUUGAGACAUAUCAAAAAUGUGUAGAAAAUUAUCCUCAUUCAUGGGACAAAAGCUGUAUGCAACAAAAACAAGCCUUGACAAAAUGCUCUGAAGAAAAUGUUGGUAUUUUGAAAUUCGUCAAGCAACAUUGUUCCAGUCAAAUCAACGCUUAUGAUCAAUGUUUAGCUGCUAAUGCUGAAAAGCCUGAUGAAUGCAUUCAAGCAUUAAGAGACUUGUAUUUAUGUACUGAAGCUGCUUCAGUGACAUAUCGCGAACAACAAAAGAAAUAAAUUUUUAUUUUUUUUUAUU